UCUUAUGCUUAUUUCCUCACACCCACAUACAUACAUACAUACAUACAUUCAAAACAAAAAUAAUAGUCAUGGCUAAGUUUGCUUCCAUCAUCACCCUUCUCUUCGCUGCCCUUGUUCUCUUUGCCACUUUUGAAGCACCAACAAUGGUGGAAGCGAAGUUGUGCGAGAGGCCAAGUGGGACAUGGUCUGGUGUUUGUGGAAACAAUAAUGCGUGCAAGAGUCAGUGCCAGCGACUUGAGGGAGCACGACAUGGAUCUUGCAACUAUGUCUUCCCUGCUCACAAGUGCAUCUGCUACUUCCCUUGUUAAUCUACCCAAAAUUCAUUAGAUGGUUAAUACUGCGCGUGUAUUUUACAUAAAAUAAGUCUGUUUCACCAUCCAUGCGUGAUUUUAUGACAUGUAUCAGAUAUGUUUAUGUUGGUUUGGUUAUAGUAUAAAGUUUUAUAUACCACAAAAUCACCCGUCUAUA
Messenger RNA from Eutrema salsugineum, 468 nucleotides. RefSeq names its product defensin-like protein 3. The transcript is spliced from 2 exons. NCBI's taxonomy places the organism in Eukaryota, Viridiplantae, Streptophyta, Magnoliopsida, Brassicales, Brassicaceae. The record is from RefSeq and is a predicted model, not a curated record. Gene Ontology annotation, biological process: defense response. The coding region runs from base 69 to 308 and encodes 79 amino acids.